Molecule: messenger RNA, 885 nt
Organism: Auanema sp. JU1783
Lineage: Eukaryota; Metazoa; Nematoda; Chromadorea; Rhabditida; Rhabditidae
Source: the annotation of a GenBank genome assembly
AUGUCGGCUCGUGCUCUUCAUUACGUUUUCAAAAUCGGCAACCGAAAGGCUUCCUAUGACUUUUACACCAAAGUUCUGAAGAUGAAAAUUCUUCGUCAUGAAGAGUUCACUGAAGGCUGUCAAGCUGAAUGCAAUGGACCUUUCAAUGGCAAGUGGAGUAAGACCAUGGUCGGUUAUGGAAGUGAAGAUCAGCAUUUCGUUCUGGAACUCACUUACAACUAUGAAAUCUCUUCUUACACCCAGGGAAAUGAUUUUUGUGCUAUAAUAAUCGAGUCUGAAGAAGUUUUCAAUACCGUCAAGGCUCGUGGAAAUUAUGAUGUUCGACCCUGCGGAAAGUUGGCAAUUGUUGAUCCUGACGGUCAUGGUGUGUACAUUGCCAAUGGGGAAACCGGCAAACCUGCAAAGAUUAUUCGUUGUUGUGUCAAUGUCGAAAAUUUGGAAAACAGCUUAAAAUAUUGGUGUGGCGUCCAUAAUAUGAAACGUACUAAGUAUAACGAAAUCAAUAAGACUGCUCAUCUAUCUUUCGGAGAUGGACAGUGCAUCUGGGAGUUGCGUGAACUGAAAGAAGGAAAGAUUGACCGUGCUUCUGCUUAUGGCAGAAUUGCUUUUUCAAUUCCUGCUGCACAGCUAACUGCUUUGAACGAAAAAAUGAAAUCGUCGAAGUUGCCCAUCUUGAAGGACUUGGUUACUCUCGAAACUCCUGGCAAGGCUGCCGUGCAAGUUAUAAUCCUGGCUGAUCCCGACAACCACGAGGUUUGCUUUGUCGGAGACGAAGGAUUCCGUUCUUUGUCCAAAAUUGAUCCUAAGGCUGAUGAGAAGAUUCGCGAGUCCAUCACCAAAGACGACAGUGAUAGUUGGUUCACCAAUGGCAAGAAGCGCGUUUGA